Messenger RNA from Sarcophilus harrisii (Tasmanian devil), 4956 nucleotides. RefSeq names its product protein kinase cGMP-dependent 2 (gene PRKG2). The transcript is spliced from 19 exons. Gene Ontology annotation, molecular function: cGMP-dependent protein kinase activity; ATP binding. Gene Ontology annotation, biological process: protein phosphorylation. The record is from RefSeq and is a predicted model, not a curated record. NCBI's taxonomy places the organism in Eukaryota, Metazoa, Chordata, Mammalia, Dasyuromorphia, Dasyuridae. Bases 562 to 2841 code for a protein of 759 amino acids.
CCACUUUUCCAGUCAGUAGUCUCUCUAUGACCCCCGCCCUCGCCCUCCUCCUUUUUCCUCCUCCUCUUUCUCUUCCUCCUCCUCCUCUCUUCCCUCCUUCCUCCAGGCAGUCACAAGAAAAGCUUCAGCUCCAGCCGGUAGAGCGCGCAGCGUAGGGCGCACGGAGCUCGCUGUCAGCUACCCACGGCCAGACUUCCCAAGCCUCAGCAGCAGGGGAGCCUGGCAGCCCGAACUGGCACGGCAGUUACCAUCUCACCAGCCCCAGCCGGGCCCGGGGCUAGAGCGCCCAGGGCCGGCGAGCAGCGGCUAACAGUGACUGCUCAGACUCUGCUCACGCUUAGUCUCAAGGCGCCCGCCCGCCUCUGUUUGGGUACAGCAGCCAGCCCUGAGGGAGGGCGUCUGAGAGUGAAAGGCGGUGAAGGAGAAGCCGGCAAGUGAGGUGACAAAGCUACUCAACUGGAAAGUUCCCCCGAGUCUGAGAAGGUUCCACUGUCGCCGGCUAACUGAAGAGGCUAGAGGAGUCAAGGAGCUAGGGGCCACUGAGUCGGGUGACUGGGCAAAAUGGGAAAUGGCUCUGUGAAACCCAAACAGUCCAAGAUUCCAGAUGGCCAUGCGGGGAAGUUUUCCGGCACAACUGAUUCCCUUAGGAGCAAAGUGAUAGAACUGGAAAGGGAACUAAAGAAGAAGGAUGAAGAGCUGCAGCAGAAGGAAUAUCAUCUGAGAGACCUGCAAGAAAAGCUCUCAAAGCAGACUAUUGCUCUUGCUGAGAUCACUGAAGAACUCCAAAACAAGUGCAUCCAGCUGAAUAAGCUACAAGAUGUGGUUAACAUUCAGGGAGGAAACUCACUUCUAUUUUCUCCAUGCAAAGUGUCUCUGCAGAUUAACCGGAGGAGCUCUGGCUUGGUCUCUCUCCACAGCAGGAGAGGUGCCAAGGAAGGGGUAUCUGCUGAACCAACCACCAAGACCUUUGCAGAAUUUUCAUUUGAGAAAGCAAGAGUCAGGAAGGACUCAAGUGACAAGAAGCUCAUCACAGAUGCCCUGAAUAAAAAUCAGUUUUUGAAGAGAUUGGAUCCUCAGCAGAUCAAAGAUAUGGUGGAAUGUAUGUAUGGAAGAAACUAUCCACAAGGCAGUUAUAUUAUUAAGCAAGGAGAACCUGGAAAUCAUAUUUUUGUCUUGGCAGAGGGAAGAGUAGAGGUAUUCCAAGGGAACAAGCUUCUAUCAUCAAUCCCUAUGUGGACAACAUUUGGCGAACUAGCCAUUUUAUACAACUGCACAAGGACUGCCUCAGUAAAAGCUGUCUCCAAUGUGAAGACGUGGGCACUAGAUAGAGAAGUAUUCCAGAAUAUUAUGAGAAGAACAGCCCAAGCUCGAGAUGAACAGUAUAGACAGUUCCUUAGGAGUGUGUGUUUGUUGAAGAAUUUACCUGAAGAUAAACUAACCAAGAUCAUUGACUGCUUAGAAGUGGAAUAUUAUGACAAAGGAGAUUACAUCAUCAGAGAGGGGGAGGAAGGAAGCACCUUUUUCAUUUUAGCCAAAGGAAUGGUGAAAGUCACUCAGAGUACUGAAGGCAAUGAUAAACCUCAAGUUAUUAAAACACUACAAAAAGGUGAUUAUUUUGGAGAAAAGGCUCUCAUCAGUGAUGACGUUAGAUCGGCUAACAUCAUCGCAGAAGAAAAUGAUGUGGCAUGCUUGGUUAUUGAUCGAGAAACAUUCAGUCAAACAGUUGGGACCUUUGAAGAACUCCAAAAGUACCUUGAGGGAUAUGUGGCAAAUCUGAAUCGUGAUGAUGAAAAAAGACAUGCCAAGAGAUCCAUGUCUGGCUGGAGGCAGACCAAACCUCUGUCUCUAGAGAUGAUUCAGCUAAAGGAGAAGGUGGCCAAAUUUUCUUCCUCGUCCCCAUUCCAGAACCUUGAAAUUGUCACCACACUGGGCGUUGGUGGGUUCGGAAGAGUUGAACUUGUUAAAGUGAAAAAUGAAAAUGUGGCAUUUGCUAUGAAGUGUAUAAGGAAGAAACAUAUUGUUGAUACUAAGCAACAGGAGCAUAUUUAUUCAGAAAAGAAAAUCCUGGAAGAGAUGUGUUCUCCAUUUAUUGUAAAAUUUUAUCGUACUUUCAAGGACAGAAAGUAUGUCUAUAUGCUUUUGGAGGCCUGUUUAGGUGGGGAACUGUGGAGUAUUCUAAGAGACAGGGGCAGCUUUGAUGAACCCACUUCUAAGUUCUGUGUUGCCUGUGUGACAGAAGCAUUUGAUUAUUUGCAUCGCCUGGGUAUUAUCUACAGGGAUUUAAAGCCAGAGAAUUUAAUUCUAGAUGCUGAGGGAUACCUUAAACUGGUGGAUUUUGGAUUUGCAAAGAAGAUUGGAUCUGGACAGAAAACGUGGACCUUCUGCGGGACCCCGGAAUAUGUGGCUCCCGAAGUCAUUCUCAACAAAGGGCACGACUUCAGUGUGGAUUUUUGGUCUUUAGGAAUCCUAGUCUAUGAACUGCUGACCGGCAACCCUCCAUUUUCUGGCAUGGACCAAAUGAUGACUUAUAAUUUGAUUCUCAAGGGAAUUGAGAAAAUAGAUUUUCCCAAGAAGGUGACACGACGCCCUGAAGAUUUGAUUCGCCGACUUUGCAGGCAAAAUCCUACCGAAAGACUGGGAAACCUGAAGAAUGGAAUCAAUGAUAUCAAGAGGCACAGGUGGCUGAAUGGUUUUAACUGGGAGGGACUGAAGGCAAGAAGCUUGCCAUCACCUUUAAAAAGAGAGCUCAAUGGACCCAUAGAUCACAGCUACUUUGACAACUAUCCCCCUGAGAAGGGUAUACCCCCAGACGAAAUGUCAGGUUGGGAUAAGGACUUCUGAAGGAAGUAAAAGAGUUUUCUGCUUCCCACACAACACAGAAGAGGCACAAAAGGAACAGUCAUUCACCCUGAUGCCCUCCAGAAGUAUGAAGCCAUUUCAUGUGAAUAUGUUUUGUAAAGCCUGGCAGGGGAAGAGGACCCCUCUCCCGUGGAUUCAGGGUUCUUUGGGAGCGUGUUUGAAUUCCAAUAUCUAAAUGACAAGCCGCUAGCUACCCAUGGUACCUAUCAACAAUAUCCUUCACUUUUCUUAAAUGUUGAAGGUUACCCCAAACAACUUUUGGGGAAGAAGCACAGUUUCUUUUGCCUUCUACUUGCCUUCCCAUAUUCCUUUUCUAAGAUUCCUUCAAAAGUAAAACAUAUUUGAGAGCCAGCUGAGACAUCUUGUUAUAGGAGGAAACAAGGAAAAGGAAGAAAUAACUCUGUCAUCUCAAGUCAUCCUGCAGCCAUCCUUGCACCUCCUUAGAAAUGACUAUCAUAGAGCUCUUUGGAACUGUUGUUUGGUUAUGAGCAAAUAAAAGAGGCUGGCAGUAUAAAAAUUCUGCUUGUAGUCUUCAGUCUCUAAUGUCUGACGUGACAAUUCAAACUAAUUCCAUAUGUCAAACACAGAUGCUGGGAAAUGUGAAGAUUUGAAGAUUUUGGACUUUUUCUACUUUUGGUGAAAUACCACUCGUGCCAGCUUCAGCAUAAUGUAGUUAUCAAAGUGAGACAGUGGAAAAAGUGACUAGUUUUGAAUAUGAGGACCUGGGUUCAAAUCUUCUAUUUUCUACUUACUACCCAUGACAAGCCAUCUAUUUUUUCUUACCCUCACUUUUUUCAUCCAUAAAAUGAGGGAAAUGGAUUAGAUGGUCAUUGAAGUUACAGAUCCUGUAAAGUGAACCCCUAAAGAAGAUACUUCUAUUCUUCUGGGAUUAGCCUUGAUACCUUCAAGAAAACCGUCUUUAUGGGAAACAAAAUAACUGCUUAAAUGCAGUUACAAUGUGCAGGGAAGCAACAUCUUCCCUUGGACAAUGGGAAAAUACUGCAUCUUAUUAUUAUUAUUCCCUUUGCUUCCUGUCCUCUGAUCUAUUUCUUCUUGUUCUCAAAGUAAAAAGCACAUGGAAACAUGGCAUUUAUUCAUCAUUUAAAAAUAAAUUUCAUUAGCUCAAGAAACUGAUUCUAGAGCUUUGAAAUAUUUAGCCAUGUCUAUGAAUGUCCUCAUUAGAAAAUCAAAGGAAAAGACUAUAGCAAAUUUAAAAGGAAGCUCAAUUAUGCAAAUGUUGAUUAUUAUGAUCAGCAAUGAGUCAAUAAUUCUUUACUAAGACAUUUGAGGGAUGAAUGUAUUUUUUCUGGUUUCAAAAUUUGAAAGUAAAACAGGAGCUUAGUAAAAUAAGAGAAUUUUAAGUAAAUGCGUCCACAAGGAUUCCAUUCACUUUCCCCUACCACUGCCCCUAUCAAAUGAAAGAUCAGCAGGAUCACAGAUAUUAUUGAAGACAACAUUAGAACUACAUAAAUACAUGUAUUUCCCACCAAUGGGGAAAAUCGUAAGUGAGAAUGGAGAUUUACCUCUCUCACUUGGCAGGACUACGUAGUUUUACUUUGCACUCACUCCUCCAGUGAUCCUACAUGUUCACAGAGCUGUUUCAAGUGCCAAUUCAAGAGUAAAGAAAAUCAGCUAUGUAUUUCUCUCCCUUCCCCUGCAAUAAUCAGCUGACACAAGAAAGUCCCAGUUUAGGAAUGCUUAACUAUAGUACUAACAAGAUGAGUUUUCCCUUUUGGGAUCAUUUUGCUAAACCAAAGAAAACAUUUUGCUUAUGGAGUUCAUUUUUUAAACUUGUAUACUGUAUAUAGUAGUACCAUUUUUAAUAGGAUGGAGAUAUUGAAGAACACCUAAGGUCUUUUAAAAUGCCUUUCUUUUCCCAUUUGGUUUGUAUAUAUUGUAAUUUUCUAGUGUGUAAAUAUAUAUGUAUGAAUACAUAUAUUUAAAUUACAUAUUUAAAUUGAGAAGCUACAAAUAUAAUAAGUGGAUAUUAUUAAGUAUAUCUGUACAGUUCUAAUAGCUAUAUUUUCCUCAUAGAAUUUUCACAGCUGUAAUUCUUGGAAAACAUGAAUAAUCCUAAAUUAAAAAAAAAAGAAACAA